UAUUAUUAUCAAUAAAAUCAUUUUAUUAUUUAUUUUUUAAAAGGUGAAGUACAAAAAAAUUUCAACUGCAAUAUAAAAAAUUGGGCAAAAAAAAUUCUUAUAUUCUUAAAAUCUUAAAAUAUACUGUAUUAAGUUUGUCAUAAAAACCCUUAAAAAAAAAAAAAUUGACAACUAAUUGGGCAAAGUGGGUGAACAUCUUUUAUGUGAGUUACCAGAAAGAAAACCCGAAGUGCAAGCAAUGGAGAUGGCCAUUGGUCUCCACAACUCGCCCACUCCCUCCAUCUAUGUGAUAAACCCUAACCCCAUGACGAGCUUAAGUUUCUCUUGUCCUUUGCUGACUAACCGAUUCUUUGGUUCCACCUUUAUCUUCAUCUUUAAUCACCAAAAAACCAUUCAAAUCCCGUUCCUGGAACUCAAUCGUCACUUCAAUCAAAUGAGAUUCCGCAAUGGUAUUUCAUGAGAAUCAAUAAGUACAUGAAAGGAUACUGGACUCAUAUGAUCUAGAGUGUGAACAUAAGCGUGAAGUGGGAUCAAAUCUUACGGUCUCGUAUAAGGAUACAACAAUAAACAUGAUCUAUAAACCAGGGCAUUUUGCCACUGAAUGGCAAGUAGAAAAAUUAUCCUCAAUCUGGUGGAUGGAGUUCUUCUAGUGGUACCCCUUUACAACAUUUGUUACUUGGAACUUAUUAAUUCAUUGUAACCUCAUGAUUUCUGAUUGAUGAUUAUGAUGGCUUCUGUUGAUUUUUGGUUAUUCCCUUUGUGCUUGUGGUGAUUUCUGAUCGGAAAUUCCAAUGUUCCAGAUGGAUGUAAAGACUAGCAAGAAAAAGGAUGAGAGCGAUCCCUUAACUUACUGGGUUCAACUUCCCACCUUCUCUGUAAGAUGGUCUGCAAGUAUCAAGAACACUGUCAAUAUUUAUCUUGUCUUUGAAGACAGAUCUUAAAUUAGAACAAUAAAAGAACUGAAAGGGAACUACAGCUGGGUCAUGUUUUUCCAAUAUGCUUAUGGAGUGGGAGGUGAUUAAAAUCCUAGUUGGUGACAUGAUAAUGAAUUUCCGGGUAGACAAACACUCUUUUUUCAUCCACAACCUAGGGCGGAAUUCUGUAUGUAAUUACAUCAGACAAAAUGUUUGAAGGGUAGAUUCCAUUGAGGGUCCAACACCAGAAACAAGAUUUGUUAUGAAGAAGUCUCUAGAAUUGGGCCAUGCCAUUUUUGUUGUUGUUAAUAAGAUUGAUAAACCUUCUGCUCGUCCAGAUUUUGUCAUAAAUUCCAUUUUAGAACUCUUUAUUGAACUAAAUGCAUCAGAUGAACAGUGUGAUUUUCAAGUAACAUAUAUAUAUGCAAGUGAUAUUAAGGGAAAGGGUGGACGUUCUCCAGAGAAUUUGGCAGAGGAUCUUGGACCACCUUUUGACUCCAUUAUUAGAGGCAUACCGGGACCGCAAAUCGACAAAGAUGGUUCGCUAAAAAUGCUUGUCACAAACAUCGAAUAUGAUGAACACAAAAUAGCUAUUGGGUGCUUGCAUGCUGGAAUUUGCAGAGAGGAAUGGAUGUGCAAGCAUGCACCUCGAAACAGACAUGCAGAUAUGGAAGAAUUAGUGAACUUUUCGUGUACGGGAAAUAUGGCAAGGUUCCAACAGAAAACUGUAGAAGCUGGUGAUAUAUGUGCUGUCUCUGGUAUUGAUGCUAUUGAGGUGGGAAGUUUCUUGUCCAAGCAACGAAGUCAAUAUUCUCCGGUCACUUUGAAUGAAGCAUCAAGAAACAGCGGUGUAUACCUAGUAGAACCAGGAAGGACAAUGGCCGCAUCAUCAUCAUCAUCAUCGGAUCUUCAUAUGUACAUUGUUUGUGAGACCAGUGCCGGCUAUGAUAUGUCAUGGAUGGUUCCGGUGACAUGGGAUUUUACAUUUGGUACUCGUGGAGUCACAUCUCCUAUAGUUAGGCAUUUUUAAUUUUAACUUGAUGGUUCCUUUCUUUUUCGAACCAACCUUGUAAAGCAUGGAAGGAAACGGAAGUUUGCAGGUGGUGUUUGUACCUUUUAAGCCUUUAACCAUAGGUAGUAAUUUAAUUUGUUUUCUAACUAA
Molecule: messenger RNA, 2076 nt
Organism: Cornus florida
Lineage: Eukaryota; Viridiplantae; Streptophyta; Magnoliopsida; Cornales; Cornaceae
Product: putative elongation factor TypA-like SVR3, chloroplastic
Exons: 8
Coding region: 1177-1944 (255 amino acids)
Source: RefSeq, a predicted model, not a curated record